Messenger RNA from Zea mays, 1770 nucleotides. RefSeq names its product putative cytochrome P450 superfamily protein. NCBI's taxonomy places the organism in Eukaryota, Viridiplantae, Streptophyta, Magnoliopsida, Poales, Poaceae. The transcript has 2 exons. The record is from RefSeq and is marked provisional. The coding region runs from base 74 to 1627 and encodes 517 amino acids. Gene Ontology annotation, molecular function: iron ion binding; monooxygenase activity; oxidoreductase activity, acting on paired donors, with incorporation or reduction of molecular oxygen.
GACACGAGCAGUCUCCAUCGAUCGAGCUGACCCCAUCAGCCGGCCGGCAGGGCAGACAGGGAGAUCGAGCGCCAUGGGUCCGGCCUGGAUGGUGGCGUCGGCCGUCGCGGCCGUGCUGGCGUCGUGGGCGUUCAACGCGCUGGUGCGCCUCGUCUGGCGCCCAUACGCCGUCGCCCGGCGGCUGCGCGCGCAGGGCGUGCGCGGCCCGGCCUACAGGUUCCUCGCCGGGAACCUCGCCGAGAUGAAGCGGCUCCGCGCCGAGGGCGCCCGCGCCACGCUGGACGUCGGCGACCACGACUUCGUCCCCAUGGUGCAGCCGCACCACCGCAAGUGGAUCUCGCUCUACGGCCGGACGUUCCUGUACUGGAACGGGGCGACGCCGAACCUGUGCCUGGCGGACGUGAACCUGGUCAGGCAGGUGCUCUUCGACCGCACCGGCCUCUACCCCAAGAACCACAUCAACCAAUACGUCACCCGCCUGCUCGGCAGGGGCCUCCUCCUCACCGACGGCGACGAGUGGAAGCGCCACCGCAAGGUCGUGCACCCGGCCUUCAACAUGGACAAGCUCAAGACGAUGACGGCGACCAUGUCCGACUGCGCCCUGUCCAUGAUUUCCGAGUGGGAGGCGAAGCUGGCCAAAGGCGGCGACGCGGAGGUCGUCGAGCUCAGCAGCCAGUUCGAGGAGCUCACCGCCGACGUGAUCUCGCGCACGGCGUUCGGGAGCAGCUACAGGGAGGGGAGGCAGGUGUUCCUGGCGCAGAGGGAGCUCCAGUUCCUGGCCUUCUCCACCGCUUUCGACGUCCAGAUCCCAGCGCUCAGGUACCUCCCCACCCGGAAUAACCUACGGACGCGGGAGCUGGACAGGCGGGUGAGGGGCAUGCUCAUGGACAUCAUCAAGGCACGCCUCGCCGUCGCCGGCAAGGACACCGCCGGCGGCGGCUACGGCCACGACCUGCUCGGGCUCAUGCUGGAGGCGGCGGAGCACGGCGGCGAGGCGCCGACGCUGAGCAUGGACGAGAUCGUCGACGAGUGCAAGACCUUCUUCUUCGCCGGCUACGACACCACGUCGCACCUGCUCACCUGGGCCUGCUUCCUGCUGAGCACGCACCCGGAGUGGCAGGGCCGGCUCCGGGAGGAGGUCCGGCAGGAGUGCGGCGCGGACGAGGUCCCCACUGGCGACGCGCUCAAUAGGCUGAGGCUGGUCAACAUGUUCCUCCUGGAGACGCUGCGGCUGUACGGCCCAGUGUCCCUGAUCCAGAGGAAGGCGGGGACGGACCUCGACCUCGGCGGCGUCCGGGUGCCCGAGGGCGCCAUCCUGACCAUCCCGAUCGCGACGAUCCACCGGGACACGGAGGUCUGGGGCGAUGACGCUGGCGAGUUUAGGCCGGAGAGGUUCCAGAACGGGGUGACCAGGGCGGCCAAGCACCCCAACGCGCUGCUGGCCUUCUCCAGCGGACCUAGGUCGUGCAUCGGUCAGAACUUCGCCAUGAUCGAGGCUAAGGCCGUGGUCGCCAUCAUCCUGCAGAGGUUCGCGCUCGAGCUGUCCCCCACGUACGUGCACGCGCCCAUGGACGUGAUCACCCUGCGGCCAAGGCACGGGCUCCCCAUGCUCCUCAGAAGCCUGUAGCCUGUAGGUGCAUUGUGCAAUGAGAGUAUAUGCUAGACUGCUAGAGUCGCAUGCAUGCUGUACAUCUUUUAUUUUUAAGAUCCGAAAGCUCAUUGUUCCAGCAUUUAUUAAUAAGAGGAGAAUUCACGGACCUGCAAAACCAU